AUGGGUAAACCCCGUAAGAAGAUAAUAUCAACUGAAAGUCGAUGUGUCAAAAGAGCCAGAGGUAUAAAGAAGAAAUACUUUUCACUUGAAAAACCUUCAGGGCACGAAGGGCAUUACUCACAAUUGAAACGGAAAAGGUAUCUUUAUAAAAAGCUGCAGAGCAGUAUAACUUCUCAAAUUCCCUAUGUGUCUGGUCGAAGUAAACAGCGCUUUAGAGUGAUGUAUUGCGCAGCAGAUGAUGGAGUUAUGCUUCCACCUUUUCUGAUAUAUCCCGAGCCAAAACCCAGGGGUUAUAAUCCACUAACAGCGUCAGUAGAAGGCAGUGAAAUAGCCUACACUAAGAAAGGUUGGAUGGAUGCACCAAUUUUUAAACAUUUUCUUGAACAUUUUAACAACCAUGCUGUCAAGGAAAGACCAGUGAUACUACUUGUAGAUAGUGUAAGUAGCCAUAUCAGCAUGUCAGUGUUUGAAUAUGCUAAAGGUAAUGGAAUAGAGCUUUAUAGAUUAGUACCAAAUGCUACUCAUCUGAUGCAGCCUCUUGAUAAGGGUGUGUUUGGACCUUUCAAGCAGAGAUGGCAUCAAGUGGUACGGCAGCAUUACCGUGCAAAUCCAGGAAAUCUGAUAGGUAAAGAAAACUUUGCAGCGAAACUUAAAGAUGCUUUUCUAUUAUUCUAUAAACCUUUAACAGUAAUAAAUGCUUUCAAAGCUUCAGGGAUCUAUCCAGUAGAUGGAACAGUGAUAACAAAGGAGAUGUUGAAACCUGGAAUAACUUACAGUAGUUCACAACCAGAACCUGAAGAAAAUAUGGCAAACGAUUGUCCCAAUCCUAGUUAA
Molecule: messenger RNA, 834 nt
Organism: Ruditapes philippinarum (Manila clam)
Lineage: Eukaryota; Metazoa; Mollusca; Bivalvia; Venerida; Veneridae
Exons: 1
Coding region: 1-834 (277 amino acids)
Cellular component (GO): nucleus
Molecular function (GO): DNA binding
Source: RefSeq, a predicted model, not a curated record